Messenger RNA from Fasciola hepatica (liver fluke), 429 nucleotides. The record is from the annotation of a GenBank genome assembly. Lineage: Eukaryota; Metazoa; Platyhelminthes; Trematoda; Plagiorchiida; Fasciolidae.
AUGCUGAUGGCAGGUAAAGUUUCCGGUCAGCCAAGAGCCAGUUCCAUGAAAAUGCUGACUUGGGAUGAAGAAUUGGCCAGAAAAGCUCAGUUUUUGGCCAACAAGUGUCAAGUUGGUCACGAUACGCUUAUGGAACGACAGACAAAGGAAUUCCAUUGGGUUGGUCAAAACUGGGCUGGAACAUUCAACGUUUCCGACACUGUCCGGCUCUGGUUCGAAGAACAUAGGCACUACAGUUUCGAGAAAAAUAGUUGUAAGCCCGGUAGAAUGUGUGGACAUUAUACACAAGUCGUCUGGGCCUCCACGCGUAAAGUUGGUUGUGGGUACCGAAAAUGCCCCGGUCGAGCGUUUCCGUAUGGCUAUUCAGUUGUGUGCAACUACGGUCCUGGAGGCAACUUUCUAGGAGCAAAACCAUACAGAAGAGCAUAA